Exophiala oligosperma is the source of this 1248-nucleotide messenger RNA. RefSeq lists its product as uncharacterized. The transcript has a single exon. Bases 1 to 1248 code for a protein of 415 amino acids. Gene Ontology annotation, molecular function: hydrolase activity. NCBI's taxonomy places the organism in Eukaryota, Fungi, Ascomycota, Eurotiomycetes, Chaetothyriales, Herpotrichiellaceae. The record is from RefSeq and is a predicted model, not a curated record.
AUGGGUUUUACUCACGAUGGAUCCACAGAGGAGCUCGCAGAUCCAAGGCAUCUACCCUCUCCGCCAGGCAUUGAGGGACUCGGCAUAUCAUCACGGUUCGUGGAUACAUCACCUCACAGCCUAGUGUUUCAUAUCUUGGAAUGCGUUCCCAAGCGCAAACAAAAGACUCCAAAGGGGCUGGUAUUGCUUGUCCACGGCUUCCCCGAUGUCGCGUACUCAUGGCGUAAGGUGUUGCCUCGUCUUGCAGCGGAAGGGUAUCACGCUGUUGCAUACGAUACACGUGGUUUUGGUCGGACGUCCUCGGUGACUCCAAUGAGCAGCGAGUCAUUUCGCCCUGUCAAUCUACUCUUGGAUGCUCUGGCACUGACUUCGGCGCUGGGAUACGAGAGCGUCUCGUGUAUCGUCGGGCAUGACUUUGGCGCUGUGACAGCGACUCUUUGUGGCCUCGCUCGACCGGACGUUUUCAGAUCUGUGGUUCUGAUGUCGCACCCAGUGAAAGGGCCCAUGAACCUGCCCUACAAAACUUCUCCCUCAUAUGGCGACGUGCCUCAACCAUCUAAUGUUAGUGAAAAGAGGGACCUUCAUGCUGCCCUGGCACAACUGGAUCCUCCAAGGCAGCACUACCAACGGUACUACUGCUCUGCGUCUGCCAACGACGAGAUGUCGAGUCCGGGAGGAGAUGACCUGCAUACUUUUCUUCGCGGCUACUUCUAUCUCAAGUCUGCCGAUUGGAAGGGCAAUCAUCCAAUUCGACUAAAGAGCAACACCGCUGAAGAACUGGCGGGGAUGCCGUCCUACUACAUCAUGCCUCUGGGGAAGACAAUGAGAGCGACGGUGGCCGAUGCCAUGAAGUCAGAGGACAUUGCCAUCGUCCAAAUGCAAGCUGAAAAAUGGCUGAACAAUGAGGAACUAUCGUACUAUACGGCAGAAUGGGAGCGAACAACAUUUCGUGGUGGAUUGAAUUGGUACCGCCUGGUUACUGACAUCAAUCUCCUGGCAGACUUCUUCGUCUGGUCACGAUUGAAUUUGUCAGUGCCCACAACUUUUGUGGCGGGCAAUAAAGAUUGGGGAUCAUUUCAGGAUCCUGGGGCUCUUGAACAGCUGGAGAAGGAGAUCUUUGUCGAACCAGGGAAGUAUAAAGGGACAAUAAUGAUUGAGGAAGCAGGCCACUGGGUCAAUCAAGAGCAACCCGAAAGGUGUGUUGACGCUAUUCUCAAGUUCCUCAGCGAUGCUGCGCCUGCUGAAUAG